AUGUACUUUGAUGACAUUUCCGUCUGGUUAAGACCUUUGGAAGACUUCAAAGUAGGCAACCCUGUAAAUGAACUUUAUUUAAUUGCAAGAGGAAUUGGGAAGCUUGUAUAUGACCUGCUUAUUACUACCCUCACAAAGGAAACGAAAUUUUAUUAUACCCAUCCAGAAAAUACCUUUAAUACUACUGAAUACUCUUUUCAUAUACCAAGAGCAGACCUUGUAACAAUUGAAAACUAUAUCACCAGCUCACAAAAAUAUAUACCCACCUCAUUUCAAGGCAGUUUUGACAACAUAUUUGUCAAGAUCGAUGGUACUUGCACUAUGGCUAAGAAAGUGGCAACAUUUUACAACUUUGGUAGCAGAACUGCCAUUUUUUACAUAAUAAAAAUGACAGAUUUGACUCUGUAUAACGCGAUUAAAGGCAUAGUUGCCACUUUUUUUUAA
This is a messenger RNA of Phycomyces blakesleeanus NRRL 1555(-), 444 nucleotides long. RefSeq lists its product as hypothetical. The transcript has 2 exons. Lineage: Eukaryota; Fungi; Mucoromycota; Mucoromycetes; Mucorales; Phycomycetaceae. The record is from RefSeq and is a predicted model, not a curated record. The coding region runs from base 1 to 444 and encodes 147 amino acids.